Perca flavescens (yellow perch) is the source of this 7317-nucleotide messenger RNA. It is a transcript of the gene ralgdsa, whose product is annotated as ral guanine nucleotide dissociation stimulator. Gene Ontology annotation, cellular component: plasma membrane. The record is from RefSeq and is a predicted model, not a curated record. The transcript has 18 exons. The coding region runs from base 641 to 3124 and encodes 827 amino acids. Gene Ontology annotation, molecular function: guanyl-nucleotide exchange factor activity. NCBI's taxonomy places the organism in Eukaryota, Metazoa, Chordata, Actinopteri, Perciformes, Percidae. Gene Ontology annotation, biological process: Ras protein signal transduction.
CAGGCAGCGUCUUGCCUUAGUAAAAGCGGAGAUUGAGAUCCCCCUCAGCAGCAUCCAUUUAAGCAUCAGUGUUACACUGGUCAAAUCAGCCACAUCUUCCCCGGGACCGACCACUCCUCACUGGGAUGUCGUCGUCGAGCUACGGCACGCAUUUAGUCGUGCGAACCGAUGAUAGAGGAGACUCUUCCGUUGGAUUCUUUUGACUGGAAGGGAGCGGAGCAGCGAUGGUUGAAGGCAGGAGGAGACAAAUAAAAUUCUGAUAAUCGCUGAGGUUUAGCUGGCUAGCACGCUAACGUUAGCCAUCCCUCAGAUGGUCGUUGGUUGUUUUUUUUCCCUCUCCCCGUUUACUGACCGAUGUGGUGUUUUCCUCCGUGAAUAAACACUCCAUCAUUUCUUUUUAUAUGGAUGUCGAGACAUGCUGGAGCCAAUGAGGACAUUUAUCUCAAGGAUAAAAGCACCGUAGCUAUCUACUAGCCUCCCAGCGUUAGAGCUAGUUAGCUCAAAUCCAUCAUUAUUAUUUUUUAUUUCUCGUUUAUUCCAUCUCCGUGAAGAACAAGAUGCUGGCAGAGGAAGAGUGUGCCUAACGGUGAACCUGAACUCGCAUGUACACAGACUCCAUGAAGGUCAUGAUACCGAGAGAAUGAUCAUGCUGGAAAAACAGAGCUCGACGCAGGAGAUUGGCGAGGAGGCCGAGGACGACGCCAUCUUCACCAUCACGCUAAGGAAGGUGCAGCUUCACCAGUCGGCCAGUAAGGGGCAGCGAUGGCUGGGCGUGGAGACGGACUCGGCCCUGAGCCUUUACGAGACCUGCAAGGUGCGGACCAUUAAGGCCGGCACGCUGGAGAGGCUGGUGGAGUACAUGGUGUCGGCGUUCAGGGGCAAAGACUCCACCUACGUCACCAUCUUCCUCUGCACCUACCGCUCCUUCGCCAGCACCAAGCAGGUCCUGGAUCUCCUGCUCCACAGGUAUGCCAAGCUCCAAAACGUCCCCGCAGCCACAGCACACAGAGUCUCCCAGGACGACAGCACCGAGCUGAGAAACACUGUUUCGUCCAUCCUGGGCGCGUGGCUGGACCAGUACUCUGAGGACUUCUGGAGCCCUCCGAACUACGACUGUCUGCACCAGCUCAUGUCCUACCUCCACCGCCACUUCCCCGGCUCGGACCUGGAGCGCCGCGCCCGCAACCUGCUGGCCCACUUUCACCGCCGACAGCAGUGUGAGCCUGAUCCUGAUGGUAUGAAGGCAGGACAGGAGAGGGACAACAACAGGGCAGGGACUCCAGAAAAAGGGGGGGAACACAUCGGCUGCCCUUUUGCUACGCAGGAAGAGAGUGGCUUUGAGGACGAGCUUCCUGCUUUCAGUUUCCUGUCGUUUGACCCCAUCAUGGUGGCAGAGCAGUUCACGCUCAUGGACGCGGAUCUGUUUAAGAAGGUGGUGCCGUACCACUGCCUGGGGGGGAUCUGGUCUCAGCGGGACAAGAAGGGGAAGGAGCACCUGGCUCCCACCAUCAGAGCCACUGUGGCCCAGUUCAACUCCGUCACUAACUGUGUCAUCACCACCUGCCUGAGCAACCCUGCGCUGAAGCCCAACCAGAGAGCCAGGCUGCUGGAGAGGUGGAUAGACGUGGCCCGGGAGUGUCGGAUCCUGAAGAACUUCUCCUCGUUGCGAGCCAUCCUCUCCGCCCUGCAGUGCAACGCCAUCCACCGCCUGAAGAGGACCUGGGAGGAAGUGUCAAGGGAGAGUUUCCGCACCUUCCGCGAGCUGUCCGAGAUCUUCUCAGACGACAACAACUACUCCCUCAGCCGAGAGCUGCUGGUGAAGGAGGGCACCUCCAAGUUCGCCACUUUGGAAAUCAACCCUAAACGAGCCCAGAGGAGACACCAGCAGCAGAGAGACCUGGGAGUGAUGCAGGGGACGAUUCCUUACCUGGGGACCUUCCUGACGGACCUGGUGAUGAUGGACACUGCCAUGAAGGAUUACACCGAGGGUGGUCUGAUCAACUUUGAGAAGAGAAGAAAGGAGUUUGAGGUGAUUGCUCAGAUCAAACUGCUCCAGUUGGCCUCCAACAACUACAGUUUUACUCAGGACAGCCACUUCAGGGAGUGGUUCGCAGGCGUGGAGAAACUCAGCGAGGCAGAGAGCUACAAUCUGUCCUGUGAGAUCGAGCCUCUGUCAGAGUCGGCCAGCAACACGCUCCGAGCCAAGAAGAACGGAGGAAUCAUGAAGCGCUGGAGCGACCGGCAGUUGACGGAGGCCGGCUGCAGCGGCGGCCCAGGCUCUCAUUCAAAGUCCUUCGACCACUCGCACUGCAGACCAUACCAAGGAGGCGGGGGGGACAGCGGCGACGCUCUCAGUGUCACCUCCGUCAGCUCUAGUGGUUCAGACCUGGAGGACGUGAACGCCAGCUUCCUGUCCGACUCUCCGGAGGGACACGAGAGAAAGGUGAGGAAGAAAGACGGGAUAGAGAAGUCACUGCAAACAUGUACCAAAACGUCAACUCCUUCAGUGAAACUAACCGUCUCUGCCUUGGGGAGAGAAGCUUCGGCAGCAGAUACAACGUCAACGUUCUGGGAGUGCACGUCUCUGUCGUCUCUGGACGCCUCUGGGACGGGCUCCAGCUCCGGUUCGGCCUCGGGCUCCAGCAGCGCCUCCUCCUCCUCCGUCUCCUCCUCCACGCCGCUGUCCGCCUCCCGCUCACACAAACGCUCGGUGUCUGCGGUGUCCAACUAUUCGACUCUGUCGCUGCCGCUGUACAACCAGCAGGUGGACGACUGCUGCAUCAUCAGGGUCAGCCUGGACGUGGAGAACGGCAACAUGUACAAGAGCAUCCUGGUGACGAGUCAAGACAAGACUCCAGUCGUCAUCAGGAAGGCGAUGAUCAAACACAACCUGGAGCGAGAGAAGACGGAGGAAUACGAGCUGAUGCAGAAAAUCUCUGAGGACAAAGAGCUUCGGAUCCCGGACAACGCUAACGUUUUCUACGCCAUGAACUCCACUGCCAACUACGACUUUGUGCUGAAGAAGCGCGGCUUGGCCCGGCCAAUGCGGGCCAAGAACGUGGCCAGCUCCACGCUUCCUCGCAUGAAACAGAAGGGACUGAAAAUCGCUAAAGGGAUUUUCUGAGGAGAAAACUCACCACUUCCUGCCUCCCCUCCAACCCCCUUAUCCCUCUCUGGUCUCCACUCCUCAGAAGAAACAUUUGUGUUCGGGUCUGUAUGGAGGGGGGGAAACUAACCUCAAGUAUCGGACUUUUGGUUUGGACAAAGACUGAGACGCCAGAGGAGAUAAAUGACCAAGUAACCUUUUCUGCGGAUUAGCAGAAAGCAGAGGAGCACCUUAGCACUUAGGAACGGCUGUCGCGUCACCAGGACCCUCCGAGGACUUUAAAAAGGCAAAGUGUGUGGCGGGAAAACGCCCGGGUAGAAGCUGUUUCCACGAAGGCUGCAGGUUCAUGACAACAGAAGGACACAUUUGUGGGAGCAGCGGCGUUGGUAUGGGGGCGCCGCGGCCCGGUGGCUGAACCGGUCCAACUCUCCGCCAGCCUCCGCUCGCUCCGAAAUGUCCCAAAACGCGUUGUGUCGGCUCGUGGAGACGCAGAUCCAUUUCACUUCUUGGUCCAUUACUUUUUUUGUUUUGUUUACAACUGUUUACAUUUUAACUCGGUCAGCUCUUAAAGAUUUUUGUUCAAGCAUCUUUGCACCUUCGAUGAAACUAAUUUUGAAAACGCCAGAUUUCCUUGGCAGCAUUCAUCCCCCGUACUUCAGCCUUCAUGCCCCCCCCUCCCCCGGCAUGGAGUGUACAUACAAGAACAACACGAAGCCGCAGCGAGUAAACGCAGAUGUGUGCAACAGUUGGGUGUCUCGAAUGUGUUAUGAUUUGUUUUCAGGGAACUUUUGCUGCGAGCGUACCGCCGCCUUCACCUUCUGCCCCCCCCCCCCGGGGGGAGGGGCGGGGGGUCCUGACAGUGUUUCUGGGACUGCGAGCACUGAACUCUCCGCUCCGCGGGCGCUGGGACUCAUUUCAGCAUUUUAACACCAGCGGCGCUGAUGUGGACGGAUCUGAACUCUUUAAGCUUCUGAACGCUGCCAUGUUAAUAAAAAAAAACAAAAACAAACAAAAGGUCAAGUAGCCUGAAAUGGAAACACGGUGUCAAAAUGCAGUGGGCACAGCCAUGAAUCACAUGCCACUGUUUUCUUUUCUUUUUUUAUGAAUGAAUCGUAACCACUACACGGUGAAGGAUGUGGCGGUCCUUUCUGAUAACUCUUGACUGGGACACAAAACGUUCCUGAGGGAAGAACAAGUGAGCUGAAAACAAACAACGGAGUGUAAAUAUCAUUUAACACCAACUGUGCAGUAUAUUCCUUUGAAACGGACCAUGAGGUUUUUUUAAUAGACUCGUCACGAUAUCGACAUGUUACUAUCAUUUUGCUUUGUAAAUUUUUUUAUUUUUUUAUUAUUUUUUUUUUGCAUCUCUCUGCUCUGACAUGGUGCUGCUAAUUAUCCUCAUCGCUUCACUGCUUUCUCUCCUUCCCUCCGCCGGCCGCCAUGUUGGAAAGACGACAGAAACCCUCUCUCCUGCUGAGUGAGACCUUUUUGAAUGUCGGGUUCGCCGUUUUCAGAAAAUUCAGUUUAAUCUUACGAUUAAGAGUGGAAGCCCAUUUCUACCAGGAGAAGAAAAGAAAAGUUAGAAAUUAAUAUUAUAUUAUAAAUUAUAUUCAUUAAUAAUUCAUUAUUUAAAAUAAAUCUACUCAUGACAACUCAAAAUGAUGAGAUAUAAAUUAAACAGUUUGACUAGGUACUUGUUAUCGAUUCGUCAGCCGAUCAUUUUCUUGAUUAGUCUUUGUCAGAAAAGUGCCUUCAAUAAACAUAUGUCACAUAAAACGGAGAAAAUGUUCUCAUGUGAAGCACUAAAAAAGGGAUCUUUACUAUUUUUAAUUUAAUUUUUUUUAUUGCAACCGCAAAGUGAUAUUUUGGUUUAACCCUGGACCCUACUAUUGCAUGUGAAGGAGAAAUAGACUGUGUUUUUGGUGGUUUAGUUCUUCCAACAUGGCGGCUCAUCCUUCAUAUCCAUCAGAAACCACUUUUCAGACUGUGCCAUGACAGGCUUAUGUGUUGCAGAACUACUCAUUUAUCCUGCAGGACGGUUUCAUGCGGUGUGUUGUGGUUUACAUGCCGGUGAUGGCAGCCGAGUCUUUCUCUCUCUCUCUCUCUCUCUCUCUCUCUCUCUCUCUCUCUCUUACAGAAAGUGUGGAAAAGAUUUUGGAAAACCUGUCAAAAUACAGAAAAGCUCCUUAAAUCACAGUGCGUAGGAGCCCAGAUGUCUAUGAUCUGUUUUUUUUAAAGGAAAAAUCCAACCUAAAACAUCAUACCACUUUUUAAAAAGCAGUUUUUGGUGAUGCACUUUCCAUUUUUUAGGGUCCAUCCUUCUGUUAUUCCCACGGACACAAAGUUACAUUUCUAACAGCUACAAAACUUCAUUUUUAAAGCACUUCUUUUUUGGGAUUGUGCACAGUUCCUCUCUGCACAGUCAGUGCUAAGUGAUCUGUUUUAUUGACCGUUAGCUAAGCCCCUUAGUACAUGUGCAGUUUACAAUGAUGGUGGCAGAUUUAUCAUCACAAUCCUUAGUUAUUUCUGAAAAAUUGGGUGUCCUUGAUUUUAGACAAAAGCAGCUUCUCAUUUCAGGCCGGUGGCUGUAGAUUUUGCCGCUUGAAAUAACAGCUGUCGCUAACAGAUUUAGUCAGCCAUAGUUUGACCUUUAAAUGUUUCCAACUGACUCGAUUUAAAAGGAAAACGCUGGAAAAGGGCUCUUUAAUGUGCACUCAUGCUUCAUACAUGAUAUCAGGCUCAAGGCCUGAGGCUAAAAGUCAACAUCCUCAGACAUGGAAAUAAAUAAACAGCUUAAUAUUAAAAGAAGUUGAUCCUUGUAUUAUAAGUAUGAGGAGUAAUGUAAUGCAUAUCUUCGGUUUGGCUGCUUAGAUUACAUUCUUUUCACAUCUUUAUGCUUUAAAGAUGAGGAUCUACUCAAUAUGUCUGACAAAUGUAACGCUGUCUUUGGGAACAUUGGCUGAAAAGUUAACAUAACCUGUAAUCUCACGCACUUUGGCCCUGGCAGUAACGCUCGGUUAGUACUGAAGGUUAUGAGAAAGUUAGCCGGACAUGCUAAUGACAUGCAGCUUAUGUUAUAGCACAUAAACAUGUUGCUGAGCAUCCUGGGAAAUCACUAAUUAAGGGACAGUGGGUUCACCAAAAACACUUCAUGACUAAAUAUCAAAGGUUGGAUUUUUCCUGAGUUGUUUAUAUCACUGCAACAAAAUACUACAUUGGCCUGGAUUGCACUGCAACCAUGUAUUGCCUUUUUUUUUUUUUUUUCACCUGCAUGAAGUUCAUAAUUCUCUUAACGAUCAAAUGAAUGAAGCGCCUGCGAAAAGCAAUAUGGUGACGAGCGUCAGGAGGCACGUAGUCUGGCUGUCGUGGAUGUUGUUGGUGCCAGUUUGGCGUGAAAUCCUUCGAUGUUGAACACUGUGACCUUUGACCCUUUUCACUCCGCCCUCUCUGCGCCUGUUGAUCGGCGCGUCGUGUCGAGCACUGUGAACUUAUAUCUUGUUUCCCCCUUAAUGGCUCAUUUUGUUAGCGAGCAGCAAAGGCGUCGGGCUUGACCCUCCAUGUGCCAAAAAAUAACAAGGAAAGAGAGAAAAAGGUUGCUUUUUACAGACAAGUCCUCUGCCUUUCACAGUGAGAAGAAGAAAAAAAAGUUUGUAUGUUUACUGUUGUCACAUUUUUCUGGAAAAAAAAAAGGGCGAGAACACUGAUGUCUGGACCCAUUUCCCUGUGAAGAAUUAGACUCGUCCAAGAAACUUGAAGCAAAGGUGUUUGUCCGGAGCUGCAGAUGAAGCUGCCCCCCCCCACACGCUCACGAACAAAUCCUCCUUGUGUUUUAAUGUCUCCUUUAACAUCUUUCAGGGUCAAACCGCUGCCCAAUUUGCAAAUAUUCAAAAGUCUGCUGUCAAAAUCAGCAGCUUUUAACCAUAAACCAGGUUUUCAUUCCAACCGCGCUCUACAGCCGAGAUAUGUUCAACACACUUGUGGUUGAAUUAUAUGAAGGAAACAACUAGUCUCCCUCCCUCUUUAUUAACAACGUUGUGGGACCGAAACGGUAACAAAGUGAAUACAUGUCACGAGUGUUUGCUCCUGCACACCUCAUCAGGAAGACUUUACGGUGUGUAGGAACUCGAGCAUUACUCUAUGGAUUUCCUCCAAUUGGUGCUUUAACAUUUCACACCGGACUUUGAGAAGUUUUCUUUUUGGCCAAGUUUCAG